GUUGUCAUGAUUUCAGAAAGGCUGUGUUUGUUUGAUUGGCAGUUGAUAUUGAUAUGUCAGUUUCUUAACCUGACAGAGGCGCUCCACAGAUACGAAGCAGGAAUCUGAAACGAGCAUUACAUCUGAAACUGUCAGUGCUUUUCGAGGGUUUGAAAGACGUUAAAGGAAAAGAAGAAACUGCUAACAUUUUUUAUUUCUUCACUAUUAAUACCUUGUUUUCUUUUCUUUUCUUACAUGACUGUUUUUGUUCCAUAAAGAAGAAACCUGAACCCUAACACACGAAUCACGCUUGUUAGUUAAAAUAAAUCUCAAUGAAAUUUAUUUGGAAUUCUGAAAGGGUAUACAAACUUUUUUACUUUUCAACUUACAAAACUGUAAAUAUACUGUACAUUGUUUUUGUCCCCCCCAUUUAUUAUGAAUGAAAACCAACAACAAACAAUAUGGCAUUCAGUUUACAACCAGCUCCUUCAACAUUAUAACAGGCUCUUAGACACAACAUAAAUGUAUUAAACAAGAAUAAAAAACACUGAAAAGCUUCAUAGUAACUUUAUAAACACAAAUACAGCUCAGUCAUAUCAUGUCAAUGAGCACAAAUGAGUACAAAUCUCUGAAUAUCCACACUCCCUGCACAACAGAGCGCGUUCUCUGGGGGGCGAGAACCUUUUUUUUCGCGAGGCGCAGUGUCUCCUCCCAUUUCAUGAAUAUUCAUGAGCUGAGCGGCCUGCGUGCCUUGCGUGGUGACGCAAUGCAACAACUGCGGGUCCCGAUUGCUGCAGCCGCUUGUCAUUGUGACGAAGAUUGGCACUAAGUUGUGAAGCCUGGCGCUAGAAUGCUCCAGCGUUGCCAGCAGCAACAGUAACUAUGAUGACGUCGCCAUCGUCGGUGUCCAUGGAGGAGUUUCAGGAGACUCAACAGAUGCAGGAGGAGGAGCACUCAGUGGGAGAGACAGAUGAAAGGUUGGAUGAGGAAGAGGAGAGAGAGGAGGAGGAAGAGGAGGAGAGCGGCCCGGUGCCAGCCGACCCCCAGACACCCAUGGAGGCCCAAAAAGCCGCCAUCUACAGGCACCCCCUGUUCCCCCUGCUGGCACUUUUGUUUGAGAAGUGUGAGCAGUCCACGCAGCGCUCCGAGUGUGUGACGUCGGCCAGCUUCGACAUGGACAUCCAGAACUUUGUGCGGAGUCAGGAUAAGGAGAGCAAGUCCUUCUUCAGCGAGGACCCUGAGCUCGACAACCUGAUGGUGAAGGCAAUUCAGGUGUUGCGUAUCCACCUGCUGGAACUGGAGAAAGUGAGCGACCUGUGUAAAGACUUCUGCAGCCGCUACAUCGCCUGCCUGAAGACUAAGAUGAACAGCGAGACUCUACUGAGCAGCACUGAUCCGACCAGUCCAUACUCGCCUACACAGGCUCAGACUCCUAGCUCUUUCUCUGGGACUAUGAGUCCGCAGGGAAUCGUCGUACCAACAUCCGCCUUACAACAGGGCCUUACUGUGACGGCGGUAAACCCCACACAGGUGGUGUCAGGUGGCACGGUCUAUCAGCCCGUAACUGUUGUGACUCCACAAGGCCAGGUGGUUACCCAGGCCCUCUCACCUGGCACAAUACGCAUCCAGAACUCACAGCUCCAGUUGCAGCUGAACCAGGAUCUCAGCUUCCUGAGUCAAGAUGAAAACUCGUCUAAGACAAAGCGGGGCAUUCUGCCCAAGCACGCCACCAGCGUCAUGCGUUCUUGGCUCUUCCAGCACAUCGGGCAUCCAUAUCCUACAGAAGAAGAGAAGAAGCAGAUUGCACUGCAGACUAACCUCACCCUGCUGCAAGUCAACAACUGGUUCAUCAAUGCGCGAAGGCGGAUCCUGCAGCCGAUGCUGGACGCCAGCUCAUCAGAGGCGCCCAAGAACAAGAAGAAAACACCACAGACUCGUCCACUUCAGCGCUUCUGGCCAGACUCCCUUGCUUCCUCAGUCUCCCAGCAACAAGUUACCAUGGAAGAUGGUACCAUGGUAUCAGUCAGCAUGGUAGGAGGAGAGGACGGGCUGCAGACACUGUCGUCGGACGGAGCGACGCUGGCCAUGCAGCAAGUGAUGAUGGGAGGCCACAGCGAGGAUGAUGAAGACGACGAUGAAGAAGAUGAAGAGGACAAUCUAUCCCACUCCGACAUGACCAGGCUAGGUCUUGAAACCAGCGACUCACUGUAGGAAUGAGAAAUUAGAUUUACACACACACACACACACACACACACACACACACACACACACACACACACUGCCAGGGAUGUCGAGAGACACAGUAAAUGUUAGCAAGAUAUUGUUUAAGAAAGUGAAAAAAAAUGAAGACAGAAAAUGAAAAGGAACGAAAGAAGGAGAGACAUUUUCUCACUGUGUGGUCAAGUGCAUGGUCUCGUACUGUAUGUCACAUUAUGGACAGUCAGGUUGUCAAACAUCCUGAUGAUUAAUCGAUUGGAAGGCUCAAAGCCAUACACGCCAAAAAAAAAAUGCAGUUCAUGUACACACGCAGACACACAAAUGAUAAGCACAAUCGUACAACAUGUCCGGGGUUUCUUGCACAGUGAGGAUAUGCAUCAGUUUCAUUUCAAAAAAACAUGUUUUUUGUUUGUUUGUUUAUUUGUUUGUCUGUUCAGCAGCACAAAGGAAACCUCAUGCACUUUUUAGUAUGUUACUGUAAACAGCCAUGUUGAAAACAGCCAAAAGAGAAGAAAAGAGAACGCGUAGGUCAAUGCUGGAUGAUUUGGCUUUCCUUGUCCUCGUCUCCUUGGAUGAGAUUGUGUCUCUUGCAUGCCUGUGUUUGUGUUGUUUUCAGGCACCAGAGAAGAAGAAACUAUUUUUAUAUUUACACUGCUGAUGGAUCGGUGCCCCUUUGCUUUGGCUCAGUUUUGCUGUGUUUUUGGUAAAGGACAACUUAUGUUGGCGAUGAUAAAAGUCACUUUUUUUGAUAUGAUGGCCCAGUUUUGGGGGAAUUUUGAUAAAGCUUAAUACAAUACAAAGAAAGAGCUUUUGCUAUAGUGAUAAGUAGGGGGGGUGGGAUACAGGGCCUUACAUGUUUCUGUUUACGAAUUGAAACUGGCCUCAUUUUUGUCUAAUUAAAACUGACCAGCACUUUCUGCAGUCUGCAAGUAAACCAACACACAUUAAAAGUGACAGUUAAUCAAUUACUAGUAGCUUCCACCUCUGAGUCACAAUACUGUCUUACACACCAUUGUCGAUGUUUCCUUUCAAAACCACAUGCAGUUUAUAAAUGUAAAUGUGCAGUAAGGUUGUUAAUACAGUGCCCUGCACUAAUAUUGGCAAGCUUGGUAAAUAUGAACAAAGAAGGCUGUGAAAAUUUGUCUUUAUUGUUUAACCUUUUAAUCUUUUGUUCCAAAAAUUCCCAAAAAUACUUUGCUCUCAUGGAUAUCAAACAAUUGCAAACACAACACAGGUUUAUCCAAAAAAAAUCUAUGUUAAAUAUAGGUGUGCAACAAUUAUUGCCACCCUUUUAUUCAAUACUUUGUGCUACCUCCCUUUGCCAAGAUAACACCUCUGAGUCUUCUCCUAUAAUACCUGAUGAGGUUGGAGAAUAAUUGGCAAGGGAUCUGAGUGCAUUCCUCCAUACAGAAUCUCUCCAGAUUCUUCAAAUUUCGAGGUCCACGCUGGUGGACUCUCCUCUUCAGUUCACCCCACAGGUUUUCUAUGGGUUUCAAGUCAGGGGACUGGGAUGGACAUGACAGGACCUUGAUUUUGUGAUCAGUAAACCAUUUUUGUGUUGAUUUUAAAUGUCCAGGUCCUCUGGCAGAUAAACAGCCCCAAAACAUUAAAGAGCCACCACCAUAUUUAACCGUGGGCAUGAGGUACUUUUCCAUAUGGCUACCUCUCUGUGUGCACCAAAACCACUUCUGGUGUUUAUCGCCAAAACGCUGUAUUUUGGUUUCAUCUGACCAUAGAACCUGAUCCCAUUUGAAGUUCCAGUAGUGUCUGGCAAACUGAAGACGCUCGAGUUUGUUUUUGGAUGAGAGUAGAGUUUCUUUUCUUGAAACCCUUCCAAACAACUUCUGGUGAUGUAGGAGACUUCAGAUUGUAGUUUUGGAGACUUUCUGACCCCAAGACACAACUAACUUCUGCAAUUCUCCAGCUGUGAUCCUUGGAGAUUAUAUAGACAAUACAGACACGUCCAGUUCCAGGUUGAUUCAUAACAUUUCCAGUUGACUGGAACUUGGAAAUGGGCAUUUUCAAUGCUUGUGCUAUUCUCUUUUAGCCACUUCCCAUUUUGUGAAGCUCAACAACCUUUUGCUGCACAUCACAGCUAUAUUCCUUGGUCUUACCCACUGUUAUGAAUGACUAAUGGAAUUUGAAUGAAAUAUUAGAUUCAUCCCAAUAUUCUGAUUGAUACUUCCUCAAUUCUACUGUAUACCCUUUAGCCUGUGACUCAAAACUCUGCUCUGUUCCAUCAUUUAAGGAGUAAUUAUUUACAACCCCAAUUCCAAAAAAGUUGGGAUGCUGUGUAAAAUGUAAAUAAAAAAAAGAAAACAGUUUCUUUUUAGUAACACUUACUUCUCCAGCCUUUUGUUGCCCUGCCCCAACUUUUUUGAGACCUGUUUGCAGCCAUCAAAUUCAACAUUACCUUUUUUGACCCCUUAAAAUGGGACAUUUACUCAGUUUAAACAUUUGAUAUGUUUUCUAUAUUCUAUUGUGAAUAACAUAUGGGUUUAUGAGAUUUGCAAAUCAUUGCGUUCUGUUUUUAUUUACAUUUUACACAGCGUCCCAGCUUUUUUUGGAAUCGGGAUUGUAUUUAAAGGAGCUGUUUGUAAUUUUAGAGCCCACUGCUGCCUAUGAGGUGAUUUUUGCAAUUGCAAUGAAAACACUGACUCUUGAGAGUUGCCUUUUAAGGUAAAAGGUGAAGAGCUGAGCAGCUCUGUUCCAGUGGGGGGUGGAGCUCAUUUCUGGACCAGAAAAAUGUAAACAGAAACCUUAAACAAAGAACAUAUUGAGAAUCCCUUGCAUCACUGUAUUUCUAAUCAAAAUAUGUCCAAGGAGGUAUAAUUAAUAUGAUAAAAUUUUUAUAUGUCUGGCAACACUUUGAAUUUAAAAAAAAUUACAAACUGCUCCUUUAAAUGUGUUCAGAGGAAUCAUGUAGAGAGAAAAGAGGAGGCUUUCAGUAUAAAUAAUAGUAAAUAAAAUAAAAGAUCCUAGUACAUGAUAUACCAUAAGCCUAUGGUAUAAAUCUUCCACUUUCUCAAAAAAAUAAAAAGAUAAUGCCUUAUUUGGCAGAUUUUGUUUUGUGUCAGUUCCUCUCAUCAGUUCUUCUUGAAUCCCUUUCCAGCAUUUGAGUACAGGAAGUGCUGCAAAAAAAAAGAAACACCCAUCAGCUGCAGGUUGUGCCUUCUUGUCCCUAUACUGCAAAA
Ictalurus furcatus (blue catfish) is the source of this 5390-nucleotide messenger RNA. It is a transcript of the gene pknox1.2, whose product is annotated as pbx/knotted 1 homeobox 1.2. Gene Ontology annotation, molecular function: DNA-binding transcription factor activity, RNA polymerase II-specific; RNA polymerase II cis-regulatory region sequence-specific DNA binding. NCBI's taxonomy places the organism in Eukaryota, Metazoa, Chordata, Actinopteri, Siluriformes, Ictaluridae. The coding region runs from base 862 to 2190 and encodes 442 amino acids. Gene Ontology annotation, biological process: angiogenesis; regulation of transcription by RNA polymerase II. The record is from RefSeq and is a predicted model, not a curated record. The transcript has 11 exons.